CCUCGUCCGUCCGUUCCCAUUCCCAACAUUUGGCAGGUUUGUUCUGUAAUUGUGUCUGAACUCUGUAGUGCGAAUAUGGCGUUGUGUUUGUGUUGCGUGGCUUCAACAACCAAAACAAUUGCCCAAAUGUUGCCUCAAUUCACUCUUAUUUCUUCUUUAACCCUCCUUUUCUCCACCAUUUCCAUCGCUGAUUCCACUUGAUUUCAAAUUUGAUCCUCAAGGUUGGGAACUGAACUGGGUUUGUGGAUAUGGAGGAGGGUCAUCGGGAUGUGGCUGGGAAAGUGGUGGUCGUCGCCAUCAAAGCCACCUCGAAGGAUGUUUCGAAGGCUUCUCUCCUUUGGGCUCUCACUCAUGUUGUUCUGCCUGGAGAUCAUGUUAAGCUCCUUGUCGUUAUCCCUUCUCAUCACUCAAAUAAAUGGAUGCAAGGAUUUUCUCGACUUACCAGCAACUGUGCGAUCGGUCAUCUAAGAACCCCAUCAAGAACUUCUUCAGAUCGGAAGGAUGACAUUGUGCAUUCAUGUUCUCAAAUGGUACAGCAGCUUCAUGGUGCAUAUGAUCCACUGAAGAUAAGAGUCAGAAUCAAAGUUCUUUCUGGUUCGGCUCGGGGUACGGUGGCUACCGAAGCUAAGAAAGCUCAAUCAAACUGGUUGAUAUUGGAUAAACAUUUGAAAGAUGAAAGGAAAAACUGUUUGAAAGAGCUGCAAUGCAAUGUUGUUCUAUUGAAGAACUCUCAGCCUAAGGUUCUUCGUUUGAAUUUGAUGGAAUCCCCUAAAAGGAACACUAGAGAAGCUUUGAUAUCAUCACAUGAAUUAGAUAUAUCUCAGAAGUGUCUUAAAAGCUAUUUCGAUGAAUCAACCAAGUUUAGCGCUCGUGACUCGACUCCCGACGGUACUCCUGAUGUAGUGUCUCCUCUUAAAGUAACGGAUAUUGGAACAUCAUCGAUAUCGAGCUCAGACGUGGGCAGUUCAUAUUUGUUCUCUGGGAUUUGUGGUAGCUUGAGAAAUUUGUCUGGAUCAGAAUGUGAUUCUGAGAGUGAAAAGCAAACUCCCUCAGUUUCAUAUUUCCAGCAAUAUGCUAUGAAAGAAUCACAAUAUGUUCAUCAUAGACCUCCGGUUUCGACACGCCAAGAUCUGGUCAAGAAAACGUCUACUCGUUCUCUAGAGCUUAGCACUGAUGUGGUGAAUCGAAAUAGCAAUAUUAGCUCGAGCAGAAACAUAAGGAACAUGGUUUUGAUAUCCCAAAAAUCGCCUCUUGGCCCUCCUCCACUCUGUUCAAUGUGUCAACACAAGGCCCCUGCAUUUGGGAAUCCUCCAAGAUGGUUCACUUAUGCAGAACUUGAAGUUGCUACAAGUGAGUUUGCACAAACAAAUAUUUUGGCUGAGGGUGGAUUUGGAUCCGUGCACCGAGGCAUCUUACCCGAUGGGCAAGUCGUUGCUGUCAAGCAAUAUAAACUGGCUAGUACUCAGGGAGAUCAAGAAUUUUGUUCGGAAGUCGAGGUCUUAAGUUGUGCGCAACAUCGAAACGUCGUGAUGCUCAUUGGAUUUUGUGUGGAGGGCGGAAGAAGGUUGCUUGUUUAUGAAUAUAUUUGCAAUGGAUCUCUUGAUUCCCAUCUUUAUGGAAGAAAUCGCGACCCACUGAAAUGGUCUGCACGACAAAAGAUUGCAGUUGGAGCUGCUCGAGGUUUGAGAUACCUUCAUGAAGAAUGUAGAGUUGGCUGUAUUGUACACCAUGAUAUUCGACCAAACAAUAUUCUCCUUACUCAUGAUUUCGAGCCACUAGUAGGAGAUUUUGGGCUGGCAAGGUGGUCGCCGGAUGGCGACCUAGCAGUAGAAACCAGAAUCAUUGGUAGAUUUGGCUAUCUGGCUCCAGAGUAUGCACAGAGUGGCCAAAUCACAGAGAAAGCUGAUACAUACUCAUUUGGUGUAGUCUUGCUGGAACUCGUGACGGGGCGCAAAGCGAUCGAUUUAAAUUGUCUCAAGGGCCAGCAGUGCCUCACUGGAUGGGCACAAAACCUGUUGCGUAAAGAUGCAAUCUCCGAACUAGUAGAUCCAUGCUUGAGGAACUGUUAUUCGGACGAGGAAGUUCACCGCAUGCUGCAAUGUGCUUCCUUGUGCCUCAAGCACGAUCUGUACGUAAGACCGCGUAUGUCUCAGGUGCUUCGGGUUUUGGAGGGCGACGUCGUUUUGUAAACCAGCAGCCAAGCCAUACCCAGGAGAAAGCUUGCAGGAAAACUUUGUAGUCUUGUAUCAUAGGUUAAUUAGGCUGAUAUAAUAUAAAUGGAUGGCCUUAUUAGAACUUA
Cucurbita maxima (winter squash) is the source of this 2299-nucleotide messenger RNA. RefSeq names its product inactive protein kinase SELMODRAFT_444075-like. Gene Ontology annotation, biological process: protein phosphorylation. The transcript is spliced from 9 exons. Gene Ontology annotation, molecular function: protein kinase activity; ATP binding. The record is from RefSeq and is a predicted model, not a curated record. Bases 249 to 2189 code for a protein of 646 amino acids. NCBI's taxonomy places the organism in Eukaryota, Viridiplantae, Streptophyta, Magnoliopsida, Cucurbitales, Cucurbitaceae.